Molecule: messenger RNA, 1008 nt
Organism: Drosophila obscura
Lineage: Eukaryota; Metazoa; Arthropoda; Insecta; Diptera; Drosophilidae
Product: transcription factor SPT20 homolog
Exons: 3
Coding region: 34-966 (310 amino acids)
Source: RefSeq, a predicted model, not a curated record
GGUUCCAGGUCGGGCACUAAUAAGCCUUUAAAUAUGUAUUCAAAUUGGCUCGUUCUGCCCCACUUGGCCGUGGGCUGUCUCUGGUUCUGCCUGGCCGGGGGGCAAAUGUUUGAACAGCAGUUGACAAAUUUGAUUUACUCUAACCGCGUGGGAGGUGCCACGGACCGGAGGCCUCAGGGUUUGACCAUUCAGCGCCUUCCCUCACAGAUGAUAGAGCCGGAUAGGCUGCAUCAGCAUCUCCAGGAAAUCACGGGCAGCGAAGCGUUGGCGCCAUUGUUGCUGGAAUUACUGGGCCAAAGUGGGCCAAAUUGGCAGGGCCAACAGGCAGGCAACACAGCCACCAAUCAACCGCAGCAAAAGCAACAGCAACCACAGCAACAGCAGCAGCAAGCACAGCCACAGCCACAGCAACAACAGCCACAGCAACAGCAGCAACACUUUUUUGUUUAUGAAAACUCUCAGACCGCGGGGCAAACGAGUCAACAACCUCAAAUAUUGCCAGGGUUCAAUGGCGUCAAUGUGCAUCCUGCAUCGCAACAACAGGGCCAGCAGCUAUUCAGAGCGCCAAAGCCAAUUCAGGCUCAACAGCAGCAGCAGCAGCAACAACAACAAUAUCAAUAUCCAGAAACCGAGCCAAAAAUCGUUAAGGCGCCGCCUGUGGCAGCCGUUCAGGCGCCAACAUCCGCCUACAUUGCCACAUCCUUCGACAGACUCCCACCCGGACUGCCAUCACUCGAUCCCGUUGCCAGCAUGCCGCACUCGAGGCCUGCUGGCACUCAGCCGGUCUCAUCCCCAUCCACGGCAACUGCAGCGCCAGCAAGUUGCAGCUAUCCAUCGGCUGUAGGCCCCGUCCUCAGCCCCACCCCCAACCCCACUACCACUACCAGUGGCAUGAACAUGCCCUGUCCCAGCUAUGAGACGACCCCGCUGUUGAGUGCCUCUGUGCUUAAGGCGACAGCUGGUUAAGUUUUUAAUUAAAUCGCUGGCAUAAUUAAUAAAGAUGCGCAU